CUUCAUUCGUAGUAUUCAAACCUCAAGUCAACAAGAGAGACGAACCAUUCAAACAUGGCGAGAAGGUAGGCACUUUUCCGAACAUAUCAAAAGAAGAGUAAGCCUGUAAUAUAUAUAAAAAAGCAUUUGUUCCUUUUAUUCUCGAUCAGAAGUCCACAUUGAUAGGAAGAAAUUUCCGUACAUAGGAUUACUUGCAAACACCAACUGACCAUAUUCAAGAUGCUGGAAAAUUGGUCGGCCAUAGUCAUUGCGCUUGCUACGAUUCCCUUAGCUGCAUUAAUUAUAUUUUCCCUUUUCUUUGUGUCAAAAAAAACCAUUCAAAGAAAAGCACCGGCCAUAUUUUUGGUGGGACCUAGUGAGUCUGGAAAAACGACCUUGUUUUGCCAGCUUGUUUAUGAAAAAGGUGUGUCUACCGUUCCCAGUAUAGAACCGAACGAGGCUUUAUGGAAAGAAGAUAUCGUCCUUGUAGAUCUACCCGGACAUGCCAGAACAAAGCAUUGGACGGAAAAGAAGUUGAAUGAAAGCUACGAUGUACGGCAAAUAGUUUUCGUUUUGAACAGCGCAACCUUGGACCGAGAUUUGCAUGAAGUCGGGCUCGCUUUAUUCGACUUGCUGCUAAAGUGCAGAAAGCACAAAAUAUCAAAAGUUCUCGUAGCAUGCAACAAAUUUGAUUUGUUUACAGCUCAACCAGCAAAGCAAAUCGAAACGGCUGUGAAGAAGGAAUUAAACAACAUUUUUGAAGAAAAGGAAUCUCAACUUGACUCCAUCGUGACACAAGAUGUUGACUGGGAUGAGCUUCGUCCUCAACUUGAAGACAUCCAGCUAGAGUUUCUUUCAGGAAGUGCUCUAAAGGGCACCAACAUGAACCAAUGGAUCGAGUGGAUGGAAUCCUCUCUGUAAGCGACGAAACAACCCAACGCAACGCAAACAUGCCGACCAUUCUUACAUUUCGUUCCUUUAUGUGUAUUCUAUUUUAAAACUUGUUACGAUUGGGUUGUUCCAUGAAGUAGGAGCUUGAUGAUUUUAUGGUCACUAUAUCUUUUUCAGACGCACCGACAAUUUGUUUGGAUACGACGAAAAAGUCGUUUCACAAAAAGACGACAUUGGGAACAAAACAUGUUUGAUUAAAAAACAUCUAUUACUACUACUGUAAAUAAAGGAUUUAUAAUUUUUUUAUAAUCUAUACCACCUUUCUAAUCACCUCUUUCAUAGUCUUUUUCAUAGUUUUAUGUACAAGAAGUUUCAUCUACCGGUGUUGAAUGGAUAGGUAAGGAAUACGAUACAAGCUAAAUACAAUGGAGAGGACAACAGCAAGAGAUUCAGAAUGUUCAACAAAUAAAUGACAUUGAAAAAUUAAUAAGGAGAA
Schizosaccharomyces octosporus yFS286 is the source of this 1366-nucleotide messenger RNA. Its product is annotated as signal recognition particle receptor beta subunit Srp102. The transcript has 2 exons. The record is from RefSeq and is a predicted model, not a curated record. The coding region runs from base 220 to 900 and encodes 226 amino acids. NCBI's taxonomy places the organism in Eukaryota, Fungi, Ascomycota, Schizosaccharomycetes, Schizosaccharomycetales, Schizosaccharomycetaceae.